Acanthopagrus latus (yellowfin seabream) is the source of this 2696-nucleotide messenger RNA. RefSeq names its product ring finger protein 41 (gene rnf41). Bases 239 to 1195 code for a protein of 318 amino acids. Gene Ontology annotation, biological process: protein K63-linked ubiquitination; tumor necrosis factor-mediated signaling pathway; positive regulation of JNK cascade. The record is from RefSeq and is a predicted model, not a curated record. Lineage: Eukaryota; Metazoa; Chordata; Actinopteri; Spariformes; Sparidae. Gene Ontology annotation, molecular function: zinc ion binding; ubiquitin protein ligase activity. The transcript is spliced from 7 exons. Gene Ontology annotation, cellular component: plasma membrane signaling receptor complex.
GCAGAGCUGAAGUGUAGGAUGUAGCACAGGACGUGGCUAGCGAGCUACUAGUUACAGUAGGACGCCUGAAAAUACAUUUAUUGCGGGAUUAGGAUCUAUUUCACUACACAUUCGAGGAGAGUCUGUGUCUCUUUCGCCAGACAGAUUAUUUCUGCCAGAUAUGACGUAUCACCCCUACAUCACGAGCUGAAUGGAAGCAUUUGAGGCCUUUUGAGGUUGUGGGUCCCAGUAAUGUACCAUGGGGUACGACAUUACGAGGUUCCAAGGGGAGGUGGAUGAAGACCUGCUGUGUCCUAUAUGUAGUGGAGUGCUUGAAGAACCAGUGCAGGCUCCACACUGCGAGCAUGCCUUCUGCAAUGCCUGUAUAACACAGUGGUUUGCCCAGCAGCAGAUCUGUCCAGUUGACCGCACGGUAGUGACGCUAGCUCACCUCCGGCCCGUGCCUCGCAUCAUGCGCAACAUGCUCUCGAAGCUUCAGAUCAACUGUGACAAUGCUGGUUUUGGCUGUACUGCCACGCUGCGGCUGGACCAGCUGCAGUCACACCUAAAGGACUGUGAGCACAACCCCAAACGGCCUGUCAACUGUGAGGAGGGAUGUGGGCUUGAGAUGCCCAAAGAUGAGCUGCCGAACCAUAACUGCAUCAAACACUUGCGAAGCGUCGUCCAGCAGCAGCAAACUAAGAUUUCAGAGCUGGAGAAAACAGUGGCCGAGCAUAAACACCAUUUGGGGGAACAAAAACGGGACAUUCAGCUGCUAAAAGCCUACAUGAGAGCAAUCCGCAGUGCUAACCCUAACCUGCAAAACCUCGAGGAGAGCAUCGAGUACAAUGAGAUCUUGGAGUGGGUGAACUCCAUGCAGCCUGCCAGAGUGACCCGCUGGGGCGGGAUGAUCUCCACUCCUGACGCCGUGCUCCAGGCAGUCAUCAAACGGUCCCUCAUCGACAGCGGCUGUCCCCUUUCAAUUGUGAACGACCUGAUCGAGAACGCCCACGAGCGUAACUGGCCGCAGGGUCUUGCCACGCUCGAGACACGGCAGAUGAACAGGCGCUACUAUGAGAACUAUGUUGCCAAGCGUAUCCCUGGCAAGCAGGCAGUGGUGGUGCUGGCCUGCGAGAAUCAGCAUAUGGGGGAGGAUAUGAUCCUGGAGCCCGGCCUGGUCAUGAUCUUUGCACACGGAGUUGAAGAGAUCUUAUAACUGAACAGCUAGCUGAGCUGAUCCAGAGACAAGCGGGGACGUUUAGCUUGGGGGUUUGCUGUGACGAGUAGGUUUUUCCUUGCUCGAGUGGAACCUUGUGAAUAAAUCUGGCUUAUUUAAAAUAUAUAAGAGGCUCACUCCUAAGCUUGAUACCUAUGCCUUAAAGUAAGGACAAAUAUAUUAUGAACCUGACAAAUAAAACUUAAUCUGACUGAUAUCUAAGAUAAAAGGUGAGAUGUGAUGUUUACAAGGUUUAUAUUUGGUGCAUUAUAUGAUCUGAUUGUUCUGCUCCGUGUCCUAAUAGAGUAAUAAGCUUGAACCCCCGUUUGAUGUCCUCAGUUGUAUAAAUGCUUGUAAAUACAAAUACUAUAUUGAAUUAUAAAUGUCAUUCUCUUAUCCCUCUCACUGAAAUUAGAUUGUGAUUUUUUGUUUAUCUAAGUUGUGUUUUGUCAGCCUGUGUUACUGUCAGCAGGGACGUUGACCCGGAAGAUUUUUUUUUCGCGUGCUUGCUUUAGUACUUAGUUCCCUGUGAAUAUUUCACAAGACAUUGUGCUUCUCAGUUUAGAUUGUCUAAACCUUCUGUGCCAUUUGUUUUAUUUAUUGCGUUGCCUUUUACACAAACAUGCUUGAAGAUGUUACCAUUUGAUGUAUGGAAAUCUGCCUUUUUCGGUGCAUUUGAAGUUUAUUGCAGGAAAGAAAAUUGAUUUUGUGUUUUUUUGUUGUUGCCUAAGUUGUAAAUAUAGUGAAUGUUGGGUCCAGUUUAUGUGUUAAAUUUGAAGUUUAACAUUUUGGAUUUAACUGUGUACAAUUACUUUUAUUUGACAAAUCAAAAUGGGUCACUUGAUUUGUCAGGUGAGCCUCGUACCUUCCUGAUGAUUGCAAUAUAGACAUCCAUCUUCUCAUUAAUCACACUUAACAUCUGUUCACUGGCAUGACACUAAAAACCAUAGCUUGGAGAUUGUAAAAAUAUUUGUAAAGUCACAGUUAUGGCUUUUGAGAGGUAAAAUGUAUCACCAUUAGUCACUUAUUGCUGUAGUAAAACAGAAGACUUCAGACAAAUGCUACAAAAACCCCACUAAAGUGCAGUAAACAGAUGAAGUUGGAUUGUGCCGUUUAUCAUUUUCCCUGUUAAUGUUUUUGUUUGUGUCUAUUAUGUACCGUGUUGUACAGAUGAGAAAGUAAUAAAAAAAAUGUCAUCUCAAAAAAAGAACGGAUUUACUCAUGGGAAUAAUUUAAGAUUUUUUAGAAUUUAAUGAGGGAAAAAAUGCAGUUCCUUAGAUUACCACACCAUGUCAUCAGAGAUCUGCAGGGAGGCGCAUUUCUGAAAGGCGCAUCAGCUUCAUGUAUUAUGUAAAUCUUCCAUCCACAGAAAAUUAAUCCAGCUUUCAAGAAAUCAGGGCAGUGAGGAGGAGAUGUUGAAUGUUAAAACGCUGUUGAUCAAAAUGAAGAGGAAAGUUUAACCGCAAAACUCAGAGGGAGGAAGGUCUGACUGCUCUGACCU